AAAUGAUAAUAUAGAUAUUAUUCAUUAGAACAUAUUGCUAUGAUUAUACAAUUUUACAAUUUUAUAUGUAAAAUAUAAAAUUAAAAUCAUUAUAAAUGCUGCUCUGACAGAUGUCCAAAGUAAUAGGCUAGACCUAUUUGUGACAUUCAUCUGUUGAACUGGUGAGAGGAGUAGGCCUACUGAAAUAAUAAUGGGGAAACAGAAAGGAAUAGAAUAGUCAUUACAUUAUAUGCUGUUAUCACACUGUUCCACAUAAAUCCUUUGGGAAUCUUGGUAUAAUUUUUGUAUGUUUAGUAAAAAACAGGAAUUUAAUGACAAUUACGUUAUACAGCAAUCAAGAAAAACAUCAUCUAAGAUACCACAUAUCAAGGCUUAAAUGAAUGUUUAAUGUUAAAAAAGAUUCUUAUAUUUAAAAAUGUUAUUUGUGGUACACAAGGUUUCCAGACAAAUAGGAUGUUUUAGACAGAAUUCCUCCAUCAGCUUUAUAUAUGAAUGAAUAUUUAUAGGGUGACCAUGCAUGUGACAAAAUAAUCUGAUAUAAAUCAAUCUCCUUACACUCACACCUACCCAACUACACUCCUAUUAAAUGUCUUUUUAGGCUUAUAAGUAUAAUACAACAGAAUUUAAACAGAAAUAUGACAGAAAUAUAGAUGUGAAAUGGCCAGAGUUUGUGUGGAAAUCUAGCAACUAGAAAACUGUUCCUUUUUAUAACUGUAUAUCCGUUUUCACUGACAUAUUUUCAGACCACUCGUUAAAAACAUCAGUGUGAUAAUAGGAACGUAAUCAGUACAGUUAGUGUUUCUACACGGACGUUACUUGAUGUAGUGCAGUUCAUCUAUUCAGAAAGUUUUAGCUUAGCUAGCAAACUAUAAUAUAAUGUGGAUCAAUUAUUUUAUAAGAUAUGAAAUAUUUGCUGGAUUCAGUUAAUGUUUAAGUGACAUGUAAUGUUCAUUUUCUUUUUUUUAAAAAAAAGAUUUGUUUUAAAAAUUGGUGAGGUUCUGGAUAAAGCUCACAUGGACUAUAUAACUACCUAGCUAGCGUUAGCUAUCUCUGCUAUCUAGAUAGAAUAAAUAAAUAACUAACCUUGCUAGCUAGCUAUCUCAGCUGACCGGUGAAGGUUGAACCAUGGCAUAGAGAUCAUAUUGGUGAGAUCUUUAUGCGAUGGCCGGCUUUUGUUUUCAGAUUGCGCGUGUAGUUUCAGUUGCAUAUUUUAAGCCUGGUUUGUCCUUGAGGUCUGACAUUUUAGAUCGAUAACUUUGAAAACAUGAACAUGGAUUAUGUUUGGGGAGACGUGCGUGCAUUGCUGCCUGUUACCGAGACAGAGUUUCCUCUUCUGUUCAGCGAGAUGGUUGAGCCAAGCACGCUGACCAUCUUAGAACUGGCCAGAAAGGAGCUGUACAGUGAGCUCGAGUCCUCCGCGUGUGCUGAUAGCGCUCAGGUCAUCAUCGACUAUUCCUGGGAGAAGAUCAACACGGGCACGUGGCGCGAUGUUGAAAAGGAGUGGAGGCGUGUUUACUCCUAUGGCUGCUUGUUUAAAGUCGUAGGGAUGUGUCAUGGAGACCCAUCUCAGGCCAAGAUCCAGGAAGCCAUAAGGACAUGCGACAUGGGGUUGCUAAUGGGCGCCUCCAUCUUGGAUAAUAUUCUGCAAAGGCUCGUUGGUGUUUUGAAAAAUAAAGUGAAGCAGGGGGUUCUCAGCAAAGUGGACAGUGAUCAGCCCUAUCCAAAAGUGAAGAAACUAAAGAAGAACUGCUUGCCUGAACCGAUAAUCAACACCAAACUGUCUGUGCCAAGAGUUCACCGCCCAGCUUUGGAAAGCUUCCGAUUAGGAUUUCUGUUACCCGAGAAGCCUGUAAUACUAGAAGGGGUCAUUGACCACUGGCCUGCCUUAAGAGAGCACCAUUGGAGCAUAGACUAUCUCAGAGCAGUGGCAGGCUGCCGGACUGUUCCUGUUGAGCUGGGGUCCAGGUACACUGAUGAAGACUGGUCACAGAAGCUGCUUACAGUGAAUGAAUUCAUAGACCACUAUAUUAUGGGCAAAGGAGUGGAUGGUAUGGGAUACCUAGCUCAGCAUCAACUGUUUGAUCAGGUGCCAGAGCUAAAAGAAGACAUUCGUAUCCCUGACUACUGUUGUCUUGGAGAGGGAGAUGACGAUGAUAUCAUGAUUAAUGCUUGGUUUGGGCCAGAACAGACUGUAUCUCCCUUGCAUCAGGAUCCCCAGCAAAACUUUCUGGCUCAGGUGAUUGGAAGAAAGUACAUCCGUCUUUAUAACCCUGAAGAAACUGAAAAUCUGUAUCCACACCAGUCUCAUCUACUGAGCAACACCAGUCAGGUUGAUGUCGAGAAUCCGGAUGUGGUGCAGUUCCCAGACUUUCUGAAAGCCUCUUACCAGGAGUGUGUUCUGCAGCCUGGUGACAUCCUCUUUAUCCCCAAACAGCACUGGCAUUACAUACGCUCCUUAGAGCUCAGCUUUUCUGUUAGUUUCUGGUGGUCCUAGUGAUACUCUUCUAGAGAAUGUUUCAAUAACAUGUUCAACUUUAUUAAAUCUUGUAAAUGUGUUUCUGCUGCACUGAAUUCUUCUGAUUUAUUUUCAAGUUUUCCCUGAUUUGGGGGGGUGGAGGCACACUCAGGGACACUAUAGAAUUGUUUUUCUCAUCAAAAUAAUUGAUCAAAACAGACUAAAAGCAUGCAUGCUCAUACAAAAAAUGAAGAGAAAAAUCCCGCUUGGCAAAAAAAAAAAAAAAAAAUCCUUUAGAAAUGCUUGCUCACAACUCAAAUACUCUUAAGUGCUGUAAUAAUACCCUAUGGGAAAA
Messenger RNA from Electrophorus electricus (electric eel), 2810 nucleotides. RefSeq names its product lysine (K)-specific demethylase 8 (gene kdm8). NCBI's taxonomy places the organism in Eukaryota, Metazoa, Chordata, Actinopteri, Gymnotiformes, Gymnotidae. The record is from RefSeq and is a predicted model, not a curated record. Gene Ontology annotation, cellular component: nucleus. Gene Ontology annotation, molecular function: histone H3K36 demethylase activity.